UGUCACUUUAAUGCCUACUACUUAUUUGAAGGCAACUCCUCAUGCAGUCAUCAAUUCUCUCUCUAAAAAUGAAGCAGAUCAUCCAAAUCCUCUGCGCUGCUCUCUCUCUCCUUGCCAUUUUCGAUUACUCUCCCGCAGCUGCUAUUGCCACACUUUCUCCCGGCCAAACUCUCUCCCACGGCCAGCUUCUAUCUUCUCCCGCUCAAAUUUUCGAGCUAGGAUUCUUCUCUCCCGCCAAUUCCACCGCUAAAUUUUUGGGAAUAUGGUAUAGAGCUACACCAGACGUCGUCGUGUGGGUCGCAAACAGACAAAAUCCGAUCACCGGCCUAACCGGAGUUCUAACUCUAUCCAAAACCGGCAAUCUGAUUCUCAGCUCAGCACAAGGUACAACCACAUGGUCUUCCAAUUCCUCCACAGCCGCCGCCUCGAAUCCAGUACUCCGCCUCCUCGACACCGGAAACCUCGUCCUCGCCGAGAACGCUACCAACAUUUGGAUGAGCUUCGAUUACCCCUGCGACACCAGGUUGCCGGGAAUGAAGAUGGUGUACGAUUCUGGGGCCGGAUUGGACAAACAUCUCACAUCGUGGAAAAGCCCCGCUGAUCCGUCUCCCGGAGAUUUCGUUUACAAGAUCGAGAACCACGGAUUGCCUCAAAUGAGUAUUCUCAUGGGGAACGAGAAGAAAUACCGGACUGGUCCGUGGAAUGGCCGGAAUUUCACCGGACUUCCAUUCGUGCGCGAUCCAGCUUAUGGUGCUGAAAUAAUUAACGGAAGGUUAAUCUCUUACUCCGACCCUUACAACAGCUCGAUUUACAUGAGACUGACGAUGGAUUCAUCGGGAUUGCUCCAACGUUACACCAUGAAUGAAGAGAGAGAUGGAUGGAUCCUCAUGUACACUAUUCCGAGCGAAACGUGUAGUAACUACGCGUGGUGUGGUGCUAACGCUUUGUGUAAACCUAAUACAUCUCCUGUGUGUGAGUGUUUGAAGGGAUUCAUGCCUAAAUCUGAGAAAGAAUGGAGCUCGUACGGGUGGACGAGCGGAUGUGGUAGAAUUCCGCCGUUGGAUUGCCAGAAGGAAGAUGGAUUCAUGAAGGUUGAUCGUGUCAAGUUCCCCGACACGUUGAGUUUUCGUGUGGACGAUAGCAUGAGCGUUGAUGAUUGCCGCGAGGAAUGCUUAAGAAACUGCAACUGUUCGGCUUAUGCUGAUCCUUACUUGAGCUUCAGCACCGAGAGAAAUGGGUGUUUAAUGUGGUUUGGAGAUUUGGUUGAUGUCAUGGAGUUCACCGGAGAAGUUAGCACAGGACCUAGAAUCUAUAUUCGCGUGCCUAAAACCGAGCUAGAACAUAUGACAGAUUGGAGUGAGAGGAAAGGCUCUAAGAAGCUCGUGUUUGUUGCAACGGCUGCUAGUCUUGGGAUGCUCUUCUUGAUCAUCUGUUUUGGAGGGAUAAUUGUAAGGAGGAGACGAGCAGCUUGUAAGAAGGAAAGUGAGGAUUUGGAGUUACCUCUGUUUGGUUUGAAAACCAUUGCAGCAGCUACUAAUAACUUUUCGGAUGAAAAUUUGAUUGGAGAAGGCGGUUUUGGUCCUGUUUAUAAGGGAAGCUUAUCAGCUGAGCUAGCAAUCGCAGUGAAAAGAAUGUCGAGAACUUCUGGACAAGGGCCUGAAGAGUUCAAAAACGAAGUUAUUUUGAUUGCUAAACUCCAACACAGAAACCUUGUGAGAAUUUUAGGGUGUUGCAUUGGAGGAGAGGAGAAGAUGUUGAUAUAUGAGUAUAUGCACAACAAAAGCUUGGACUAUUUCAUAUUUGAUGAGAAUAGACGAGGACUGCUGACUUGGCAGAUGCGGUUUGAUAUAAUUAUGGGGAUUGCACGAGGUCUUCUCUACCUCCACCACGACUCCAGGCUGAAAAUCAUCCACCGGGACCUGAAAACGAGCAAUAUCUUAUUAGAUGAGAAGUUGGAUGCGAAGAUUUCAGACUUUGGAUUAGCUAGAAUGUUUGAAGGUGAUCAAACUAUGGCAAGAACAAAAAGAGUCGUAGGGACAUAUGGUUACAUGGCUCCAGAGUACGCCUUUCAGGGAAAGUUCUCUGUAAAAUCGGAUGUAUUUAGCCUUGGAGUAGUAAUAUUGGAGAUCGUGAGUGGGAAAAAGAACAGAGGAUUCAAGCAUCCUUCUUGCUACCAGAAUCUUCUGGAGCAGGCAUGGUUACUUUGGAUGGAAAACAGAGAGUUGGAGCUGAUGGAUCCGUGCUAUUCUAAUUCGUGCGUGGAUGCUCAAGUAAAGAGGUGCAUUCAAGUGGGCUUAUUAUGUGUUCAGAAUGCAGGAGACGACAGGCCGAUGAUGCCGUCUGUGCUUCUCAUGUUGAGCAGUGAGGAUACAGUUUUGGGGCAGCCCAAGAAACCAGGGUUUUUCUUGAAUAGCAGCCCUACUUUUUCGGAGAGGAAUGCAUCAGCAAGUAGUGAGGAAUCCACAACUGCUUCCAUAACUAUAACUGAAGUACAAGGCAGGUAGUUGUUGAAAGAUAUACAUGUAACAUAUUUUAAUUUUUUCUUUUCAAGAAUAGAUAUGGAACACUUAAAUUUGCCUAAAAAUUGAUAGUAAAUAUCCAAUCAGUAUUAUGCCCCA
Molecule: messenger RNA, 2618 nt
Organism: Salvia miltiorrhiza (redroot sage)
Lineage: Eukaryota; Viridiplantae; Streptophyta; Magnoliopsida; Lamiales; Lamiaceae
Product: G-type lectin S-receptor-like serine/threonine-protein kinase At4g27290
Exons: 7
Coding region: 42-2504 (820 amino acids)
Biological process (GO): protein phosphorylation; recognition of pollen
Molecular function (GO): ATP binding; protein serine/threonine kinase activity
Source: RefSeq, a predicted model, not a curated record